This is a messenger RNA of Lizanozyma spartinae, 1185 nucleotides long. RefSeq lists its product as uncharacterized. The transcript has a single exon. The coding region runs from base 1 to 1185 and encodes 394 amino acids. The record is from RefSeq and is a predicted model, not a curated record. Lineage: Eukaryota; Fungi; Ascomycota; Pichiomycetes; Serinales; Debaryomycetaceae.
AUGGCACAUGAACUUCCUAGACCCAUACAUCAGACACCCAAGAAAGCAAUAAAGCUGCGUCCUGUUGUCAACAAAACUGCGGAGGUUUUACCCAAUGGCGAAGAACUAGUCUCUGGUAAGAAACCAAAUAAGAAGAUCAAUAACAAUUCUGAAAAGAGCUCAAGUAAAAAGAGUAUUUCAAAUGCAAAUGCCACCCGAUAUUGUUUGCCUGAUGGAAGUAAGCCCCAGUUCUUUAACGAGGAUAAGAAGGAGAAUCUUAAGAAGAAGAAGUCCGACAACACCAGUGUAUUACCAAAUGGUGAGAAACCAGAUUUCGGUACUAUAAGCAACAGGAUGAAAGGGAAAAGGGAAAGGAAUUUGCCUACUGCUUGCUUACCAAACGGUGAGAAACCCGAUUUUGGAAAUGGUUUAGAAAAGGAUAAACUGUCAUAUAAGACAAGAAACAAUAAGGAUAGAGAUCAACCCGAACGUUUAUUACCAAAUGGUACCAAAGUUGACUUUGGUAACAACUCAACAGAUACUUUUAUUUCUAGUAAGAAACUGUCCUCCAAAGACAAGAAGAAGUCAUCGGCCCUGACAUCGUUAUCAGCUUCAGUUUCUGAAGAGUCAUACGCUGGAGCGUCAUUUCAUUCUUCACCUUCAGCUUUGGCAUUACCUAAACCUUCGUUUAAGACUCUGCCUAAGCAACCUACGGCCAAUUCGAUUAAUGAAUCAUCUCCAGCUGGAGUUUCGACUAUUCUUGCUUCUGGAGGUUCUAUUCCUACCCAAGGUGGAACUGCUCCUCUAAGAUACCCAGCUGCUGCUUAUCCAUUAGGAAGCGGGUUUCCUAUGGUUCCUGUUCAAGCAGGUCGCCAACAACAACCCCAGGUGAUGAUGCUGGUUCAUCCACCACCACCACCCCUUGCACCUUAUAUUCAACAAGGGUUUUCAUAUCAGGUUACACCUCAAGGAUACAUUCAAUACCCUUUUAUGAUGGGACAACCACCUUCUGGUCCAGUCAUGAACCAAUCGCAGAUGCAACUGCAACAUGUUACCCCGGGUCAAAUCCCCCCGGAACAACCAAUUCCCCAACAAGUUUUUACUAGUCACUUUCAACCGGGAGUUUCUCCUCCAACAGGAGGUCGUCCUUUGCAACAGGGACAUAAGAUUAGCUUCAAUGAGUUAAUUGAUUCAUCAAAAAAAUAA